UAUCCUUGUGUCUCGAAUGAAACUAACCUCUGCAACUGUUCUAAUUGUUAUAGAAUUUUGUUGGAGGCUUAAGAUCAACGUCCUUUCCUUGAAAGUGGACCGAAGGAGCUCGAAAUGUUGGAUGAAAACAAGUGCAAAUUUUUUAAAUAAGCGCAUGGAGGUCUCUCCAGGUAUUUUUUUUCUUUGCUGUGUGGUAACGCUAGUGUUAUUGUUUCGACCAAUACGAAUACGAAGACGAAUUUGUUGGUGGUCUUCUCAUUCUCUUCUCUCUCUUCAACCUACUUAUUCACCCCUCCAACUCGGCUUCUCUUACCUCCUUCACCUAUCAACUCUUGUCUUAGAACGAUUUGCAGGAGAAGAUACAAUAUACUGAAAUGCGCAUGGUAAAAAAUUUGAGUCGUUAUAGGAAUAUAACAUGAGCUGAAAAGAUUCCGAUUAUCUCGAGAUAGUUACACAUGCACAUUCUAUGUACCAAAUUUGGGUUGAAAAGAUAAAUUAGAAUCUUUUAAUUUGCAAAUGGCAUAGAAAAGCAUAUUGGCUUCCUACCAUUCACUUGAUAUAUUCCACUCUGCACAGAACAAAGCCAAAAGCAUUGUGAAAGGAAUAUGCUAUUUUGUUAUAUAAUAUAUACAUAAAAGUGCUUCUCUCCCA
Cucurbita maxima (winter squash) is the source of this 651-nucleotide messenger RNA. RefSeq lists its product as uncharacterized. The record is from RefSeq and is a predicted model, not a curated record. NCBI's taxonomy places the organism in Eukaryota, Viridiplantae, Streptophyta, Magnoliopsida, Cucurbitales, Cucurbitaceae. The transcript has 5 exons. Bases 17 to 373 code for a protein of 118 amino acids.